Messenger RNA from Hypomesus transpacificus, 4181 nucleotides. RefSeq names its product transmembrane protein 86A (gene tmem86a). Gene Ontology annotation, cellular component: membrane. NCBI's taxonomy places the organism in Eukaryota, Metazoa, Chordata, Actinopteri, Osmeriformes, Osmeridae. Bases 135 to 848 code for a protein of 237 amino acids. The record is from RefSeq and is a predicted model, not a curated record. The transcript has 3 exons.
CCUGUCUCCAAAAAGAAAUCGAAAACAAUCCCGCCUGACAAAGAGAUAUACAAACAAGAUUGAUUUACGCCGUGUGCGACCUGCUAGGUGCCAUUCUACCAGUCUUUGCGAAAACUGUAGGUGUCGAAGGAAAGAUGGUCUCGCCUGUCACAGUGGUGAAGAGCGAGGGGCCCAAGCUGGUCCCCUUCUUUAAGGCCACCUGUGUGUACUUUGUCCUGUGGCUACCUACCUCCACCCCAUCCUGGUUCAGCGCCCUCAUCAAGUGUUUGCCCAUCUUCUGCCUGUGGGUGUUCCUGCUGGCUCACGGCUUCAGCUUCUUGAGUAACCACGCCAGUGCCCGCAAGAUCCUGGCUGGCCUCAUCUUCUCCUCCCUGGGGGACGCCUUUCUCAUCUGGCAGGAGCAAGGAUACUUCAGCCAUGGUCUGCUGAUGUUUGCGAUCACCCACAUCCUGUACUCCUCCGCAUUUGGAAUGAAGCCCCUGAAUCUGCGCGCAGGCCUGGUCAUCGGUGCCACGUCUGCCCUCAGCUACACCCUGCUCUACCCCUACCUGUCUGGGCCCUUCACCUACCUGGUGGCCGUCUACAUCGCUCUCAUAGGCUUCAUGGGCUGGAGGGCCAUCGCCGGCGUCCAGCUGGCUAACGACCUGUGGACCUGGACCAAGCUGUCUGCCUGCCUGGGCUCGGUGCUCUUCAUCGUGUCCGACCUCACCAUCGCCGUCAACAAAUUCUGCUUUCCCGUGCCGUACUCGCGCGCCAUCAUCAUGGCCACCUACUACGCCGCCCAGAUGUUGAUCGCGCUGUCCGCCGUCGAGUGCCAGGACGCGGAGGCGGCCCGCAAGAGGGCGUGAGGGACGGCGCCGUCCACGAUGACAUCGAGGAACCCUCGUCAGGGGGCGAUCCCUGCCCCUUGUGAUUCUGGACAGAGCCCUCCUCCAGACCCCCAGCCCCCCUCCUUUAUUCUAGUGUGGUAGUUACGCACCUUACGCACGGUAGUCCCCUUCACAACCCCCCUCUGACUUGCCCCUCUCCCCUGCUGCGACCAGUAGGUGGUCUCCCAGCCUUGUUACCAUGAUGAAUAAUACACAAACCACCCAAUCCCACUUGUCUAAAACGUCAAUAUUGCUGACGGUAUCGUUGUUCUUCCUUGUAGGGGAAGAUUCAUAGUGAGUAGUGUCAGAGAGUAGGCAGGUGUGAUAUGUAAGGUCACAAAAUGCAGAUUUACCAUUCUCAAGACGUACACCCUUUGCCUGCCUCCUUCAUGUCGUCCAAUAUUGCAACUUCAAAUGCAAGGAGUUUUCUUUUGACAACCUACAUAUUAUUCUAUGUCUGGCCAAAAGGGAGUUGUUUUGGGGUGGCUGUCAGUGACAUAUCCACCCCCUGAUAUUUUUGGUCCCCACCAUUUCACUCAAUAUAACCAAGCUGCCUUCAGCACUUCUACAAACCCACUCUUCCUUCAGGAACUUUAAUCUCUUUCUGAUGAUGUUUAUGGAGAUGUCUUUGAACUUUGAGGUGGUUCAGAGGGUGAGGAAGAAAGAAAGAAAGAAAGAAAGAAAGAAAGAAAGAAAGAAAGAGAAAGAAAGAAAGGGGAAUAGAUAUAUGUGCACAUACCAUUUUUUCUCUCCAUAGACAUGUACAGUAUACACCUCAUAUAGUUAUUGAGUGUCAGUCAUACGUGGUUCUGUAACUUCAUUCAAGUAAUCAACUGAUUUUUUUGUUCCCUAUGUCAUUCUGUAUUGUGUGUGUGUGUGUGUGUGUGUACCUUCUUUCCUUUAGGCAUUUCACCCUGCAAAUUAUUUUAGUUACUCUGUUGCCUGUUUGCACAUGCAUAAACAACCCCAAACCCAACCCAUACGCACACACCCACACGCACACACCCACACGCACACACACACACGCACACACCCACACCUUGGCUCCUGCUGGUUUAGUCAUUAAAAGGAGCUGCUGGGGCCGUUAUUGCUGGAAACGUGCCUACGGCCAGCCGUGUCUUUGGCAUUAAAGAGAGUGGGGAGAGAGACGUGUUUGCCGGAAGGCUCUAGAGAAGAACACACUGCCCCCAGGGUCCUGCCACCCCUACCUUACACUACACAGGGACACGAGACAGAGUGCCCAAGUGUGAAAUGUAUUGUUAUUCCCAUUACAUGUGUAUUUGUCUGACAAGUCAAAACUUCCUGAAAGGCAGAAUUGCUGUGAACUCUCCCUUACUAGUGUGUUAGGUGAGCUGUGCUUGCUGUGACCACUUGGCUGUAUGGCAAACUGUUACUAGAUCCUUUGCUGUCUCGUAUUAGUCCACGACUGUGUCUUUAUGCUGGCCCCACUGGCUGGUCAGUGAUGAUCAGUCUGGUGUCUUGGUCAUCCUCUCUGUAUGUCAGAGACACCAGACUAUCAUAGGAUGUGUACACAGCGUAUAUCCAUCCAAGAACAUUUUGGGAAAUUCUUCACUCUACAUUGCCAUUUAUUGAUGGCCACUUUGAUUUAUUGAGUUAUGGUUGAUGCCACUAACUUUGCAUUGGAAUGAAGGUACGCUGUACUUUGAAAAUGUAAAGUAUGAAAAGUAUUGUUCUUUCACUCUGGCAUUAGAAUAGAAAAUGAGACUUAUUUAUAUUGGUCUUGUAAAGGGAAUUGCGUGAAUUCCUAUGUAAUGUACAUAGACCACUUUAUCCACCUUGUUCUGUGUUUGUCCUUAACCACUGCCGUUGCUGCGUUAGGGACUGUGGAAAGAUCAAGAUGACUUGAUAACUGAGUGAAAAGACUUAAUGGAAAAAAAACUGAUCUGUUGUUGUAUUCUACUGCAGGCACAGAGCCGCAACACACACACACGUGUAACAAUCUCACACGCACACACGCACAGACACACAAUCGCACCAAAGUGUGUUUAUGCAUCAAUCAAAAGCUAGAUCUGCCCAAGGACCACUGUGUUGACAACCAUAGUAAAAAGGUCACAAAGGAUGACUUGAACAUAAACAUCACGCGGUGAGGGCCUGACCCGACAGGGUAACUGCCGGCCACUAGCUAGCGUUUACUUCCGUGUUACGAUAGUGCUCACCACACCAUUUUGUGUUCUCGUUUCAAUUCAGUGAUGUCUGGGUCAGCAGAAUAUUUCAGCAGAGUCAGUCAAAAAGUGUCUGCAAGUCAGGUGCUCCAAUUCCUUUUUUUUUUAACAACUUGAUUUGACACCAAAGAAACACUUUCAAGCUGGGUCCCUUAGUUCUGGGCUGCAUCUCACUAGUCUGCAGUGACUUCCUCUCCUGAGCUGACUUUGUCAUGCCACUGAGGUUUGAAAGCCUAUCACAGGAGCAGACUGCACUCACCUGCAGUCAGCUCAGUUGAAAACUGAAAUCCCAGAUUAGUUCAGAAAGCUUGCUGUGGGUUAUGAUGGCAAUUUGGCAGACUUUGUGAUGGCUUGAAGCGGAUUGUGAAGGUCUAAGCCUUCUGCUUUUCUACUACAAUUCUGAAAUGGAGAACCGAAGCAUAGUGAUUCAAACUAAUAAAAGAAUGAUCUAAAAUAGUUUUAAAGAGGACUGUGGACAUGCAUAUUAGUCAGUGUGUAGCUGUAAGUACUUGAUAUGGUAAAAAAAAAAGAACACAAAGGGAGGUUUAUGGCAGGCUAGCUGGUUAGCUACGCUUACGCAUUACUUAACCUCAGUAGCCCUCAACCCUGAUGUUCUGACAAUUUUGUGCAGGAAGACAAAAGCGAAGCAGGGAGGGGUUGAUUCCCUCUGCGAGAGCAGGGUGACAGGUUGUAAACUGUGGAGGUGGUGAUGAUCUAGAGAGGUAUAGGGUUAAGUGAGGAGAGACAAACAAGUGACACAAGCACAGUGCUUUCCGCUUCGACCGAGUAGCCGCUCUGUCAUUUUGAUGUUAUGAGCUCCGCUGGGUGAAUGCUGUUGAUAGUGACUUCAGGAUGGAAGGUUGGUCAUUAUGGUGCUCAGGUGCUGGGCACAGUGUCACCCCCAGAGGUUGGCUGUUCAUGACUGGUUGACCAUGAACAUUUAGCUGUGAAGAUGUAGAAAUGUUCGCAUUUCUAAUGGCUCCUAACCUUUGCUGGACUCCAACACAAUCCAAGACUGUUGUUAAGUUGUGAACCGACACUAAUCAUUAGUAUAUCAUACACAUUAAAUUAUUCUUCCUCACUAAUACAGAGAGAGUGACCAGGCGGUUAAAGUAUAUCUGCAGAGUAG